Molecule: messenger RNA, 3820 nt
Organism: Chlamydomonas reinhardtii
Lineage: Eukaryota; Viridiplantae; Chlorophyta; Chlorophyceae; Chlamydomonadales; Chlamydomonadaceae
Exons: 9
Coding region: 186-2219 (677 amino acids)
Biological process (GO): proteolysis
Cellular component (GO): extracellular matrix
Molecular function (GO): zinc ion binding; metalloendopeptidase activity
Source: RefSeq, a predicted model, not a curated record
CAUGUUUUGAUACAUGGAUGUAAGAUAUUCAGGGCCCGAGAGCUAUACUCGCGGACUGAAGAAAGUCAAGAUGUCCAUGGACUCGCGAGGUCGCUUCUCACUCCGGCCGAGUUUUCCCUGCCGCCUAUUUUUCUACAAUAGGGAAUAGCAAUUAAUAAUACGUGGCGCUCGCGGUUUGUGCCAGUAUGGUACUUUUUGUCGACGCAGCGGGUGCAUACCUGGAUUUCCAUAACGUGGCGUCUUUGCCCCCUCACCGAGACACAGACAAUCCUUCCAGGUUCGGUGCCCCGCGCGAGAACGCCAUGUCGCUGGCGACGCGGCGCUUCGGCGCCGCAGCGGCACUUCUAGUCGCCGCAUGCGUGCUAUGCACAGCUCCUGCGUGGGCUCAGAAUGAGACUACUGGCACCGGCAUGGUCAAGACGAAGAGCGCCUUCCGUUGGAUUCGCCCACCUCCCGCCCGCCCGCCUCCCUUCCGCCGGCCUCCGCCUGCGCAGACCCCAUAUGUGCAUAAGGUCGAGUACACAGAGCUGCAGAUCCUGUGCCCCCAGACCAUCGACUCGGUGACUGGGUACCCCAUGGACGACCCGAGAUGCAACGUGCCCCGUGCCACCGUUGCUGCUGGCGAGGAGGCGCUGACCAUUCGUAACGAGUUCGAGCUACUGAAUGGUGACGUGCUCAACGUGACCCUUGAGGAGGUGGACACGCCCGAGAACCCCAGCCGCCGCCGCCUUCUGUCCAUCAUUCGCGAGGAGCAGCGCACGGGCCGCGUCCUGCUGGCCACCAGCGCGGAGCUCCCGACCCCCACGUUCAGGUUGAAGAGCCUGAAGAGCAUCCUUAAGGGUUCCCAGAAGGAGAUUUACGCCGGCAAGCCCAUUGACCUGCGCACGAUUGUGUACAUCAUGGACUUUAGCAGCUGCAAGCUGUCCGGCUGGUCGGCCCCCGCCACCCUGACCCCCGAGAAAGUCACGUCGGACAUGCUGCGCGGCGCCAGUGCCCCCACCAAUAACCUGGCUAACUACUAUGGGGCCUGCUCGUACGAGAAGACCCUGUUCAAUCCCGACAACUUCUUGGUGCUGGGCCCGGUGCCCGUGCCCUGCAUUGGUGGCGUCACGCCGCCGCCCCGUCCUCCGCGCCCGCCGCGGCCGCCUCCGCGCGCCGGCUCCACCAUUUCGUCCCUGUCGCGCCGUAACGACACCUACGACGACUGGUGGGAUCUGUCCAAGUACUGCACUGCCUCGGAGCAGCAGGCUUGGGAGCGCGCCGCUGAGGCCUACGCCCAGGCGAUUGUCGCUCAGGACCCCAACAGCGCGACCGGCAAGAAGCUCCAGGGCAUCCUGCAGUGGAGGGAGCGCCGGCGGAACAUCUACAUCCUGCCGCCCGGCGUCAAGUGCUCCUGGUCGGGCUACGCCGACGUGACCUGCACGUCGGCCACCUGCAGCGCCUACGUGCGCGGCUACUCGGACACCAACGCCAUGCAGGUCAUCAUGCACGAGGCGAUGCACAACUACGGCCUCGAGCACGCCGGCCGCGGCACACUGGAGUACGGUGACGCCACCGACGUCAUGGGCGACUUCAACAAGGCCGGCAAGGGCCUGCUGUGCCCCAACGCCCCCAACAUGUACCGCAUCGGCUGGGCCAAGCCCAUCAACGAGCCCGGCGUCGCGCCCUUCCAGAAUGCGACCGGCGCGUGGGGCAACCUCACAGCCGCCAACUUCACCACCGACCCCUGGAUCAGGGGCCUGGUCAUCCCCGCCCAGGGCACCCGCGAUGACAACAUGAUCGUGGUCAACGUGGGCGCUCAGAGCACCCGGGACGGGGCAAUGAAGGCUACCGGCGCUCAGGCCUACUACUUCUCCUACCGCAUUAAGAACACCACCGCUGGCGGCUACGACUCUGGCCUGACCUUAGACUUCCAUAAGAAGGUGCUGGUCCACGCCUACAACGGCAUCCAGUCGGAGCGCGUGUUUGGCUUCAAGUCCAACCUGUUGGACUGGGGCCCGAACUUCCAAUCCAGGAGCAACACCUGGACUUCACCCUUCCUGGCGUAUAACAACGGUCUUGGUGGUGGCGUGAGGCUGGUGGUGCAGAGCACUUCUGACACGCAGGCCGUCGUGGACAUCUGCCGCAUCAGUGAGAACGGCAAGGAGCUGUCGUGCGACGAUGGUAUUGACAACGACUGUGACGGCUUGCAGGAUAAUGAGGAUCCCGACUGCCAGUAAAGCCGUGCCCCAGACUCCCUGACUAGUGCGCAUGCUGCUGCAGUAGUGUCUAGUUCAUAAGACUAGUGGUUUUUGAUAUGGUCGUCAUGCAUUUCCUGUGCAUGAGGGAGAUGCAAUUGCUUUGUGCAAGUCAACCCUAUGUCUGAUACAACUGACGGCGGUCCUGUGCAAGCUGCGGUUGGCGUGACUGUUGUGUAGAGGUGGCCGGGUCCAUCCAACUCACGCCCAUGGGUGGUCAGUUGUGACUGUUGCGGUGUUGCUGUUGAUUUUGGUACAUAGACUAAACAGGCUGCAAGGUCUUUCGUUCGUCUGGCUCGUAAUAUGGCGCGAACGCCCUUCAGCAGGGAUUGCCUGUGUUUCUUAUUCAUUUGUGAUCCGUCCAUGCGCAACUGGCGGGAUUUCCCUUGAUAUGGUUGUAACACCUAUGGAACAUGGUAGCCUGCCUCAUGCAUGGUGGGGACCCGCCCGUGCGCUUUUGUGCCAGCACCGUUCAGCCUCUUGGCGGCCGGGGGAUUUUUGGGUUGGGGUACUUGUUGGGCACACCGGCACACGGUGGCACUGGUGGCAUCACUGGCACCGUGCACAGAACGUGAAUGAACCGCAACCCUCCUGCCUUGGCGUACGGGUGGGGGGCGCUAUGACAGCUGGGAGCUCCUGCACAUCACUCACGGUCUCAUCCUCCACUGCGCCUUGGCCUUCGGGCCUUGGCCUUGUGGCUGGAGGCAGGCUCGGCGGCCAUAGUUGGUGAGUGAGUCAACUGAAGCUGGGGGGAAACUAACCCAACUUCUCUCAGUCCGUUGAUUGGGACUCGUCCUUCUCUAGUCUUGGCGCAGCACCUUUGCGGUUUACUGGCCUGCACGCGGCCAGGCGUGCCAGCUGGUGCCGUACCGGAAAGAUAAGGGCAGCCAUGUUGACGACUUGACAGUUGGCGUGUGUGAUGGGACAGUGGUAAGGCAGGUUGGUAAAGUCCCGUAGGGCGCAGCUAAUUCCCAUACCCAACAAAUGGCAAGCGAUUGGCAGAGGCAGGGCAAGAGUGCGCGGCUGGUCUAACGCCGGAGUUACUGUACCGACGAGUUGGCGUGACGUGCCAAUAGGCCGCGCUAGGCCUGCCUACUUGUGCCGUUUAGUGCCGUGCCGGAAAGGGUAGCGCGGAGCCUGUUUGGCCAAUCGCCCAGGGGUUGACAGGGGCAGCAUUGUGCCCCGAUCUUGCGAGUAGUCAGCGGCGCAACGCUGCGCUAGCUGCAGAUCAGAGGUGCAGAGGCUGAGCCCUGCCCGGAGGAUGCGCAUGCGGGCACAGGCGUCAGUGGCGCUGACUCCGACCUGAAAAAGGAACUGAUCCACUAGUCUAGUUCUAUAUGUUCUGAGCUUUGUAUUGUCUUACGCGUCAAGCAGGCACCUCCAGGCCCGUAUUAUUAGGGCUGUCAGAGCACCUGCUGGCAGCAGAUCUGGUGGAAGUCAUAUGGCGGUCGCAGCAGUACCAUUAUGUUUUUGGGCAAGCGCCAGAGCAACAGACGAACUGGCCCGGUUGGGCUUAAUUGCGGCUUAAUUGCGCACGGAGGACCUUUUUUUCAAGCGGGGCUGAGCUUCGCUUUUUAAAAGCU